AUGAGUAGCAGAGGGUUUUUGAGAGGAGCUUCGUUAACUGCAAAUGCAGUGUGGCAUCGAAGAAGUUUUUUCCCAGCAGUAACGGUUAGCGUCCACCACCGGAAGUUGUUCAAGUUUCAGAGCUUCUCUUCAACCACCACUUGUUCCUCUCUUCCACCUCCGGAUUUGCCUCGUUUGGCAAAAACUGCUCAAAUUUCACUUACCCCAACUGAGGUUGAAGAAAUUGCCCCCAAAAUUCAACAAGUUAUAGACUGGUUUGGACAACUACAGGGAGUUGAUCUUGAAAACGUUGAACCCUCCAUCAGAGCAGAAACUGAAAACAAUUUGCGUGAUAAUGCUCCUGAAACAUUUGACAAUAGGGACGCCAUGAUCGCUUCUGUGCCGAGCUAUGAAGAGCCUUAUAUUAAAGUUCCGAGGGUCUUAAGCAUGGACUAAAGUUAAAAUUGCUUACAUGAGUUAUUUGGUAUAAGGAAGAACACAUUAAAAUUGCUUUUGCUGUACUUUGAAUCUCUUGGUUUCUUAUUUGACCCAACUCUUCUUUUGGAUUUUUUGAGGGAAUUUAGUUCGGCUUGUGAACUCUGCACCUGCACUGAGUUUAAGUCAUAGUCAUGUGACUACAAUAAAUAUACCCAUCCAUACCUA
Molecule: messenger RNA, 642 nt
Organism: Vigna umbellata (rice bean)
Lineage: Eukaryota; Viridiplantae; Streptophyta; Magnoliopsida; Fabales; Fabaceae
Product: glutamyl-tRNA(Gln) amidotransferase subunit C
Biological process (GO): glutaminyl-tRNAGln biosynthesis via transamidation; mitochondrial translation; regulation of translational fidelity
Cellular component (GO): chloroplast; glutamyl-tRNA(Gln) amidotransferase complex; mitochondrion
Source: RefSeq, a predicted model, not a curated record